Messenger RNA from Mangifera indica (mango), 828 nucleotides. Its product is annotated as glycine-rich cell wall structural protein 2-like. The record is from RefSeq and is a predicted model, not a curated record. Bases 1 to 828 code for a protein of 275 amino acids. The transcript has 2 exons. NCBI's taxonomy places the organism in Eukaryota, Viridiplantae, Streptophyta, Magnoliopsida, Sapindales, Anacardiaceae.
AUGGGAUCUUUUGCUAAGCAUUUCUACGCGGCUGUUCUUGUUUUGAGUGUUUUUAGUGUUUUGACUAGCGGAGAUGAUGGUGAUGAGAAUGGUUAUGGUGGUGGUCGUCCAAGUGGUGUUUAUAAGAAUGAUGAUUAUUGCUCGUAUCGAAGUUGGCGAAGUUGUGGAAGUUUUUAUGGUAGAGGUUUCGGUGGUGGUGGAGGAGGAGGAGGUGGCGGCGGCGGUGGGAAUGGUGGGGGUAAGGGUUCUGGUCAUGGAGAAGGCUAUGGGGCUGGAGGUGGUGUAGUUGGUGCAGGUGGGGGUGGUGCUGGUGGAGGAGGUGGAGGUGGAGAAGGUGGUGGAGGAGGGUCUGGUCAUGGUAGUGGAUAUGGUGCUGGUGGGGAUGUUGGAGGUGGGGCUGCUGGGGGAGGUGGAGGUGGCGGUGGUGGAGAGGGAGGUGGAGGUGGCUCUGCUGGUAGUGGAGAAGGUCAUGGUAGUGGUUUUGGUGGUGGGGUUGGUGUGGGUGGUGAAGGAGGGGCUGGAGGAGGAGGAGGAGGAGGAGGAGGUGGGGGUGGAGGUGGUAGAGGUUCAAAUGGAGGGUAUGGUCAUGGAAGUGGUUUUGGUGCUGGCUUUGGUGGCAAUGUAGGAUUUGGCGGAGGUGGAGCAGGAAGUGGUGGAGGAGGAGGAGGAGGAGGAGGAUAUGGACAUGGUGAAGGUAGUGGUUACGAAGGAGGUGGAGGGAAGAAUGGAAUGAAUAUGGGAUUCGGAAUGGGAAUGGGAUUUGGAUUCGGGAUUGGAAAUAGUGGUGGGGAUGAUGAAAACAAAGACAACCACAACGGCAAUCCCUAA